Amphibalanus amphitrite is the source of this 6566-nucleotide messenger RNA. Its product is annotated as dedicator of cytokinesis protein 3-like. Gene Ontology annotation, molecular function: guanyl-nucleotide exchange factor activity; small GTPase binding. The record is from RefSeq and is a predicted model, not a curated record. The annotation marks the transcript as partial. The transcript has 31 exons. Lineage: Eukaryota; Metazoa; Arthropoda; Thecostraca; Balanomorpha; Balanidae. Gene Ontology annotation, biological process: small GTPase-mediated signal transduction. Gene Ontology annotation, cellular component: plasma membrane; cytoplasm.
ACGGCUGGGUCUGGACCUGGUGCCCCGCAUGGACGGCUGUAUGGUGGACCCCGAGACCAUCUCCGUCGUCGACCUCCAUCGCGUGCAUUCGCAAAGUCUGGAAACGUCACAAGGGAUGUCGAUACGGGGCACGCUCCGUAAGAAGAAGCCAGCAGAGCCGACAGUGACCAAUCACAACUUGCACCUGUCUGUGAGCGAGUUCUGUUACCCUAUCGUCGAAGAUGUGGAGCUCGACUUCUCCCUGUACGACGCCAAACGCGCCAGGUUUAUCAGUGAGCGAUUUGUGGUUUUGAUAUCGCGAGAUGGCUCCAAGCCUUUCUGCAACAAGUCUGCCAACAAUAACUCAGCAGUCUUUACGGAUCUGGGUGACGUGGACCACGCGCCGGACCUGCACCUGGUAGUGCGCGCCCUCCGACUGGGUCGCAUGUUUCCGGCCGAAUCCGGGCGGCGCGCGGGGCCCCAGCGCCUGCGGCGGCCGCUGGGCUGUGCAGCCGUCUGUCUGUGGGACGUUCUGGGAGGCCGGGAGGCGACUGAACGCCAGCUCACCGUGCGGCUACAGCAGGCUGAGGAGCGGGAGUUCGGGCAGCUGCACGAACUCAUCAUCCGACAGGCCAGCAAGCUGAGCCCGCUCUCCGGGCAGGGCAGCUACGGUUUGUCUCUGUCGCUGCGACUCCUGAACGGCAGCCAAUCGCACCUGGUGCGGGACCAUCCCCUGCUGCUGAAACACGCUGCCAUCGCCAGAAAACUUGGAUUUCCGGACGUCAUCAUGCCCGGAGAUGUUAGGAACGACCUGUACCUGACGCUGGACCGUGCCGAGUUCGAGAGAGGCGGCAAGUCGACCGGCAAGAACAUCGAGGUGGCGGUGAUGGUGGUGCGCGCCGACGGACGGCUGGUGGAGGACUGCAUUGUAAGCGCCGCCGGCCAGCCGGGUACCCAGCGGUACAGCUCGACAGUGCUGUACCACAACAACACCCCGCGCUGGGCCGACACCAUCCGGCUGGCGGUGCCCAUCGAGCUGUUCGGCGCCGCCCACGUGCGACUCGAGUUCAGCCACUGCUCCAGCACCAAGGAGCGCGCUGAGCAGAAGCUGUUUGCGUUCGCGUUCGCUCGGCUGAUGGACGACGACGGGGCGACGAUCGGCGACGGACUGCGUCAGCUCUGUGUCUAUAAAUGUGACGACAGGAACAAACUGCUGAACCCGGCGUCGUACCUGAACCUGGCGUGGCACUCGGGUCAGGCGGAAGCGAUGGUCGGUGGGAACCACCACUUCAAUCGGUCGGCACGCGAAUCUGUCUGGGUCCAGACUCAGCUCUGCUCCACCAAACUCACACAGAACGGCGACCUGCUGUCGCUGCUGAAGUGGCGGCAGCACCCGGAACGGAUCGCCGACACGCUCAGCCGCGUCAUGAAGCUGAAGGGAGAGGAGGUGAUGAAGUUCUUGCAGGACGUGCUGGAUGCACUGUUCGCCAUGUUCUCCAACGACGACGGCACGGCCACCCAGCACUCGGGACUGGUCUUUCAGGCCCUGGUCAGCAUAUUCAGUCACCUGCAGGACAACAGGUUCGAGCACUUCCGACCCGUGCUGGAGGCUUACGUCAGUGGCCACUUCGCCGCCGCCCUGGUCUACAAGGGCCUGGUGAGCUGCGUGCGCCACUACGCCGAGCAGGUGUCGGUGGCCGAGCGCCAGGAGCCGCUGGCGCGCUGUUUUCGCGCGCUCGAGCUCGUCUUCCAGUUCGUGGUCCGCUCGCGCCAGCUGCUGGCGCGUCAGAGCGGCGGCGGGUCCGACGACACGUUCAGGGUCGACCUGGCUGAGCUGUUCAACGUGUUCAACAGGACAUUGUCCAGCGCGGGGCCCGAUGCUGCCGUCAGCACUCAGGUGGCGCUGCUGUCGUCUGUACCGGCCGUCUGCGACCGUCUGUCCGCGGUGGUGCCGGCCGCCGACCUUGCGCGCCGGCUCUCCCUCAUGUUCGAGGCCCUGCCGCGCGACCCCCAGACGUGCGUCACGCAGGCCAAGCUGAAGGCCAUGCAGGCCACGGUAGGAUCGCAGCUGUUUCAGGACAGAGAGUGCCGCCGCCAGCUGCUACAGACGAUGUGUAAGCACCUGCAGUACCACAUCGGGCACCGCCAGGAGGUUCGACUCAGUACCGACCUACUCGGGGACCUGCUCACCAUCGUCCAGCAGCUCAAGUGUGACGGUGACGGCGACACGGGCCGGGAGGUGGAGAUCCUCUCUCUGUACCUCGCCGACACGCUGGUGCGAGCCGUCCUCUCCCUCGAGUCGACCCCCCUGCGGACUGGCGGCGGGCAGUGCGGCCGGCUGGUGGCUGCCCUGGCCACCCUGCUGCGACUGAUGGCGCCGGCCCACUACUGCCAUCUGUGGGCCGAAAUGGCGGACGACGAGCAGCUCUGUCAGUUUCUGCUGCGACUGAUGGCACUCUUCAGGGAGCUCAUCACCGAACAGAUGUACCCCCGCGACUGGUGCGUGUUGAAGAUGACCGUCAACAAGGUGAUCCUGAACACGCUGAAGGAGCUCUCUACUCCUCUCAGAGCCCGCUUCCUUCAGGGAGACAGCUUCAACCAACUGCUGUGGCACAACUACUUCACACUGUCUGUGGCGUUCGCCACCCAGCCGGACCUUCAGCUGGAGACCUUCUCGGAGAUCAAGCGGGAUAAGCUGCUGCACAACUACCAGGACAUGCGGAUCGUCAUGGGCUUCGAGGUGCUCUCCAUGUGGCGUCUGCUCGGUGACCGUAAGGUGCACUUCGUACCCUCUCUGGUGGGUCCGAUGCUGGAGCUGACGCUGCUGCCGGCGCCGGAGCUGCGCAGGGCCACUCUGCCCGUCUUCUAUGAGCUGAUGGAGGCGGAACAGGCCGCCAGGGGGACCUUCAAACAGGUUGAGACUGAGGUGAUUGAUAAACUGGACAUCCUGGUCAGUGAAGACAAGGGCGACGACGACUACCGGAGGCUCUUCCAGAACAUCCUGCUGACGGAGGUACAGCAGCGCCGGCCGCCCUGGCGGGACGCCGGCGUACGGUUCGUGCUGUCGGUGACGCGCCUGCUGGAGCGGCUGCUGGACUACCGCCAGGUCAUGGAGGGUGACGAGAACAGGGACAAACGGAUGAGCUGCACCGUCAACCUGCUGAAUUUCUACAAGAGCGAGGUAAACCGCUCGGAGAUGUACCAGCGCUACAUCUACAAGCUGCACGACCUGCACGUGUCGGCCGAGAACUACGUGGAGGCCGCGCUGACGCUGCGCCUGCACGCCGAUCAGCUCGAGUGGAGCACCCGGGUGCUGCACGCCGACCUGCGCUACCCGGCCCACUGUGAGUGGCAGCGAAAGGAGCAGCUGCUGCGGCAGAUGGUCGACUAUGUGGACCGCGCCAAGUGCUGGGAGCUCGGCAUCCCCCUGCUGAAGGAGCUCGCCGAGCAAUAUGAGACGCGCGUGUUCGACUACGGACGGCUCAGUGAGACUCUGCGCACAAUGGCGGACUUCUAUGACCGGAUCAUGAGCCAGCUGAGACCCGAGCCGGAGUACUUCCGAGUGGGCUUCUACGGACAGCAGUUUCCGCCCUUCGUCAGGAACAAGGUGUUUGUGUACCGGGGUCUGGAGUACGAGCGGCUGGCCACGUUCACUCAGCGCCUGCAGACGGAGUUCCCUGCCGCUCAGCUGAUGACUACACUGGCGCCACCUGACGAGAACAUCAUGAACGCACCGGCGCAGUACAUUCAGAUUUGUAACGUGCGUCCGGUGGCUCGCGAGUCCGGCUCCCGCCAGCAACUCGACGUUCCCGCCAAAAUCCAGGCGUUCCACCUUGUGAACGAUGUGGACACGUUCCAGUUCGACCGGCCCGUCCACCGCGGCGCUGUGGACAGGGACAACGAGUUCAAGACCCUAUGGCUGGAGCGGACCGUGCUGCAGAUCGAGUCGCCCCUGCCGGGCAUCCUGCGCUGGUUCCCGGUGAGCUCCGCGCGCCGUGAGCUCAUCUCACCGGUGAGACACGGCUGUGAGACGGUGAGCGCGGCCAACCGCCAGCUGCGUCAGCUGAUCGGACGGUACACGCCGCCGGUGGCUGAUACUAACGUCAGUCCGCUCAGCAUGCGGCUCCAGGGCAUCAUAGACGCUGCGGUGAACGGAGGUCACAGCAACUUCAAGGAGGCGUUCUUCACUGCCGAGUUCGCUGCCCAGAACCCGGACAUGGUGCAGCACGUGACACAGCUGAAGGGGCUCAUCCAGGAGCAGCUCUCGAUUCUAGACCAGGCGCUCAGUCUGCACGGCCAGCUGGCGCCGGCCAGUGUGCAGCCGCUGCACCGUCGGCUGCUGCAGUGCCAGCGGCAGCUGCGACUGGCAGCUGCCGGCUCCCCGCCCGCGCCCGGCGCCGACUCCCCGGGACCAGCCCGCUUCAGUCGACAGAGCAGCCACCGGCGCAGCGUGGGCGCCGACUCCAAGGCCAGCAUACUCAGCACGCCACUGCCGCCGGUACCGACCGCUGCAGUCCCCCAGUGGCGCCGGCCGGGCAGCAGCUCGUGUCCCAGUAGCCGCUCCUCUGCCGCCUCCUCCGUGUCCUGGAGCGGCGUACAGACCACCGAGCCGACCGAACAGGAGCUGGGGUACGCGCGACCCGGCGACUGGGACUCGCUCGGUGACAGGAGGAGCUCGAUGGGCUCACAGACCAGCGGCGACUUCCAGCAGCACGAAUACUUCCUGCUCACCGUCGGAGGUGACGACGACCCUCCCGAGCGGCCGCCGAAGCGUCUCUCGGAGCCGCGUCCGUCUGGUGACGGUCCAUCCCGUCCGGUCAGCCGCCAGUCGUCUGUGGUGGGGAGCUCGGACCAGCCGCCGCUACCGCCGCUGCCGCCCAAACCUGCUGAAAAGCGUCACACAUCGUCAGUCUCUUCAGUGGUCUACGGCGGAGCACUGGAGCACCGGCCCAGCCUUCCGCUCAGGCUCACCAAAAAGGUGUCUGCGCCGGCGAUAAUGUGUGCACCGAUCCUGCCGCCGCCUCCGCUGCCACCCAAGCCGCCGGCGCCGCGCUCCUCAGAGGUACCCAGUCCGACGGCGGCGCUAUGUGACCUGCUCGGUCCACCCGACUUUGAGGCGCCGCCGCCGCCCACCGCCGAGUCCUCGCCAACGCCGGGAGAGCUAUCAUCGACAUACAUGUCGCCCACGCUGCCGGCCGUGCCGACGAGCGCGCCGCCCGCGCCCGCCCUGCCGCCCCCGCCCAGAACGUCCGGCGUGCCGCUGACCCGGCUGACAGCUCCCGAUCAGCCGCCGAGGGUGGCACUCAGCUUCGACGAGCCAGACUAUGGAGAUUAUAAGGUCCUACAGCCGGGCAGUGCUGUCUAUGGGAACUAUAAGGUCCUGAAACCGGGCGGCACUGAAUACGGCGACUAUAAGGUCCUCAAACCGGGCAGCACCGACUACGGAGACUAUAAGGUCCUACAGUCGGGCAGUACUGACUACGGAGACUAUAAGGUUCUUCAGUCGGGGAGAUUUGAAGAUAGGGACUACGAAGUCCUCAAACCGGGCGAAGCUGACUUCGGCGACUAUAAGGUUCUCAAUUCAGGCAGUCCUGGGUGUGGUGACUACAAAGUGCUCCAGCCUAACGGUCUGUGCAGGUUGAGUGAGGAGCCCAACUACAAACUGGUGGUGUCACCGGGUAGGAUAUGUCGGCGCCUGGCUGCGGCCGGUGACAGAGAAACAGAUGCCUGAAACCGUGCGGAAAUGAGACUUACAGAAGUAUACUGUUCUUAUUUGGGUAACGUAUCGAGCUAUGAUCAAGUGAUUGUGCGAGCUUGUGACCUUGUUUGACCAAGUAGGAUGGAAGCUGAAGGUUCCAUCGUCAACUGUUCGAACUUAGCGUGAGUAACGCCGAUGCUAUGUUGUAAACGGUGCCGGGGCGAGCUUCGAGUCGCCUCGCUACUGGAGUCGUUUCGGGUAAUUCAGUGGCCCAGCCAGUGGCGUAUGUUUGAUAUUUUGAUAUAGCAAUGGUAUGCGCCACAGGAGAAGCUAUAUUUUUGGUAUGUGUUGCUUAGUUAUGGCAUAUAAAACACGUAUUAGCUCUUCAACUCGCAUCAAAUGCGCAAGAAAAAACCCUGUUUGGCUUACGUGUGAGAAUUAUGAUAGGCCAAAUGAUACCCAUUAAGCUUCUCGUCAAAGUCGUGUGCCUACACACCGAGGUACUAGUCAUGGAAAGCAGUGUUAUCGAGUUGGUGGCCAUUGUUCGUACGAGAAGUGCUCACUUCGGUGGCCCAGCGACCGGCCUGGAGUCUCAGUCGAUCUGCCCGUAUCUGAUCAUACCACUGUCAUAAGGUGCUUCUCGUGAAUAUGCCGAGGCCAUAAUAAGGUGUUGACUGGGCCGCGCUUAGGUAUUGACGUUAUAAGUGAUCGUAUGUUGUUUGAAUAUGUCGUGCCAAGCAUAGCGUUUUAUUGCAACGCAAAAUAAUGAUGCGUUAUAUUUGCUCACACACGCACACUCGCAUUGAUGUUACUUUGUAGAUUGUGACGCUAUAUUUCGUCCAUCAGUUUAUGUUGUGUCGCUUCCAACGAAAUACAAUGAAUAUAUUUC